CUUGUUGAAAAUAAACAUCACGCCUGUUUUCUCAACACUCUCCCUUGUUUAAAUCAAACAUCACGCCUGGUGGUGGUAGUUAAGUGAAUUGAGAAAUCAAGAGAAAUGGCUUUGUUUUCAGUUUUGUUAAAUUUUGUUGUUCUUCUUCUGCUUCUUAUAUCUUUCACCAAACAAACUUUAGGUGUGUCAUUAUUGGCAGAGCAAGAAGCAGAUAGAGUCUAUGAAUUACCAGGACAACCUGAUGUUAUGUUUAAACACUAUGCCGGUUACAUCACUGUCAAUAAAACUCAUGGAAGAGCAUUGUUUUACUGGUUUUUUGAAGCCACUCAUACACCACAACAACAACCUCUUCUCUUAUGGCUCAAUGGAGGACCUGGUUGCUCGUCCAUUGCCUUUGGAGCAGCACGAGAGCUUGGUCCAUUUCUUGUGAAAGACAAAGAACGCCUCGAACUUAACAAAUUCUCUUGGAACAGAGUUGCAAACAUCAUAUUCUUGGAAGCACCAGUUGGUGUAGGCUUUUCUUACACUAACAAUUCCAAAGAUUUACGUGAGCUUGGAGAUCGUGUUUCUGCUAUUGAUAACUAUGUCUUCUUGACUGGUUGGUUCCAAAGGUUUACAAGCUUCAAAUCUCACGAUUUUUAUAUUGCAGGAGAGAGCUAUGCAGGACAUUAUGUUCCACAACUUGCUGAACUUAUCUAUGAAGGAAACAAAGAUCCCAAAAAAGACUCUUACAUAAAUCUCAAGGGAUUCAUGGUGGGAAAUGCUGUAUUGAAUGAUCUUGCAGAUACAAAGGGCUUGAUUGAUUAUGCUUGGAGUCAUGCCAUCAUCUCAGACCAUGUAUACCAUGGAAUAGUACAAGAUUGUGAUUUUAGUGUGGAGAACCAAACAAGGGAUUGUGACUUGAAUAUUGCUAAGUUAUUAAAAUCUUAUUCUGAUAUUGAUAUAUUCAGCAUUUACUCUCCCAUUUGCCUCGAUAAUCAUCGAAGAGCAGUUUCAUCAACACUUGUCGUUACUCCUCGUCUUCUCACGCGACAUGAUCAAUGGCAUAAGCUAGCAUCAGGAUACGAUCCCUGUACAGAAGAUUACAUACGAAAAUAUUUCAAUAAUAAGGAUGUUCAGAAAGCCCUCCAUGCCAAUAUCACCAACUUGUCUUAUGCAUAUUCCCUUUGCAGUGCUGUAAUAGAGAAAUGGAAUGACUCGCCAAACACUAUUCUGCCAGUUAUUAAGAAGCUCUUACGAGCAGGGUUACGUAUUUGGAUAUACAGUGGGGACACUGAUGGAAGAGUUCCAGUGACAUCAACAAGAUACAGCAUAAACAAGAUGGGUUUGAAAGUGAAGAAAGAGUGGAGAGCAUGGUUUCAUAAGCUUCAAGUGGCAGGGUGGGUGGCGGAGUAUGAGGGUGGCCUCACCUUUGCCACUAUUAGAGGUGCUGGCCACCAAGUUCCUGUGUUCGCACCAGACCAAGCUCUUGCACUUGUCUCCCAUUUCCUUUCAUCCGAAACACUCCCAUCUUUGACGUGACAUGUUCAAAGUGUAUACAUGGAAUUCCUUUCAAUUAUCUUAAUGAUUUGAUAGGAGAGAAGUUUUUUCAUGUAUAAGAAUCAGGAUUUUGAAAAUUUUAAAUUCUGGAA
Messenger RNA from Cajanus cajan (pigeon pea), 1631 nucleotides. Its product is annotated as serine carboxypeptidase-like 35. The record is from RefSeq and is a predicted model, not a curated record. Gene Ontology annotation, biological process: proteolysis. Gene Ontology annotation, molecular function: serine-type carboxypeptidase activity. Gene Ontology annotation, cellular component: vacuole. NCBI's taxonomy places the organism in Eukaryota, Viridiplantae, Streptophyta, Magnoliopsida, Fabales, Fabaceae.